Messenger RNA from Ostrinia furnacalis (Asian corn borer), 531 nucleotides. Its product is annotated as U11/U12 small nuclear ribonucleoprotein 35 kDa protein. Gene Ontology annotation, biological process: mRNA splicing, via spliceosome. Gene Ontology annotation, molecular function: snRNA binding; mRNA binding. The record is from RefSeq and is a predicted model, not a curated record. The coding region runs from base 1 to 531 and encodes 176 amino acids. The transcript has 3 exons. Gene Ontology annotation, cellular component: precatalytic spliceosome. NCBI's taxonomy places the organism in Eukaryota, Metazoa, Arthropoda, Insecta, Lepidoptera, Crambidae.
AUGUCUCGGGAAGCUCAAGAUGAUAUUGAUUUUCAAAAAUAUGCUGUUGACUAUAACCCCAUCAAAAUUGGUUCUAUAGAUGGCACUGAUACGGAGCCUCACGACCGAGCCAUCGUACGGGCGCUGAACUCGGAGUACACGCCUAAUAAACUGGUACAAGGUGACCAACACUACACGAUUUUCAUCGGCAGACUCAAUCCUAGAACUACACAGGAUACAAUAUUGGCAGAAUUUUCAAAAUUUGGUAAAGUCUUGUCGUGUCGCCUAGUAAAAGACAUAGUUACCGGGAAAUCGAAACAAUACGCGUUUGUAGAAUACGAGUCGUCCAGCAGCAUGGAGAAAGCUUUACGGGAAAUGCACAAGGAGUAUAUUGACGGAGCCGAGGUGCUGGUGGAGCGCGAGGCGGAGCGGCGGCUGCGGGGCUGGCGCCCGCGCCGGCUGGGCGGCGGCUUCGGCGGCCGCAAGCAGGCCGGCCAGCUGCGCUUCGGCUGCAGGGACCGACCCUUCAGGAGACCCUUUCUUAUAUCCUAA